CUGGUAUCUUGCCCUCGUGCAUUGACAAUCUUAUCGUCCAUAUAAGAGAUCCUGGAGACGUCCUUGGCAGAUAUCAUCAUGCCGUUCCUCAUCUUGAAAUUCUGUCUGCAGGAUAUCUCGCAAGACCUUACUUGGCCUCCAUAGAAACCCACUGAACAAGCAACGACCCUCGAGCAUGGAAACGCAUAGUCGACGACGUGUACCGUUGGACAAGCGAAAGAGGACGGAGACGAGCUGCGACAAAUGCAAAUCGCGAAAGCAGAAAUGCGAUCGAAUACAUGGACAAACACAAUGCCGAUACUGCGAACUACAUGGGAUAGAGUGUACUAGCACUCAGCCGCGGAAGAAGCGUGUAUAUGGAAACGUUGAAGGAUUGGGAACCAGACUUGCUCUUUUAGAGUCACUGGUCAAGGGUCUUCUGCCAGAGGCAAACCUGUCCAGUAACGACGAGAUGCAGCAGCUGGGAAAGUCCUUAGGAAUUCCCCUUCCGCCUCUCGAAGACAAUACAAUCAACGCACAAAAGAACAAAGAGGAAGAAGAGAUCACCCUCCCCCUACUACCUGAUCAGCAAGGUCAGGUCCAAUAUAUUGGACCUGCGAGUUCGUUUGGCUUUCAUCUCAAGCUUCGAAGGCUUAUUGGCAAUUACACCGACUUCCAGUUCUCCAUGUUUGGUAAGAAUGCCGCCGAUCCAGACAUUACCUUGGCUUUCCCAAAUGCCUCUGGAGCAGCCUAUGAAAAGGAUCCCGGGGGCCAGAGAACUUUAAGCAACGCAUCAAGCGAUUGUGGUUCCCCUUCAGAAGCAAUGCGUGAGAUCGACCCCACUACAUUGGAAUCUCUGAUUGAUUCUUACUUCGACGUCGUUCAUUCGGAUUUUCCGGUCCUCCACGAUGCCUCGUUUCGAGAGACGUAUGAGCUUUGGACUGUUUCGGACGCGACAUCUGCUGCCAAUCCGGUAUGGUUAUGCGGCCUGUUUUGUGUUCUCCUUCUCGCACGUCGCGUGGCAUCAGUUAGUAUUCCACAAGAAGCUGAACGACACUGGUGGCGAUACGUGCAGACUCUUCUUCCCACUGUAUUUUUUGCCUCAAACAUCUUUGCUGUGCAGGCACUUCUUCUUGCUGCACUUCAUCUCCACAAUACCAGUCACCGUGACGCUUGCUGGAAUUUGACUGGAACUGCUGUUCGGAUUGCCCACGCAAUUGGAUUGCAUCGUGACGACGUGAAACAUGCCCAAAGUCCUUUAGGCAGAGAGCUAAGGAAGCAAUUGUGGUGGACUCUUUACGCAUUCGAGCAGAUGCAGGUCUCUUCAUACGAUCGACCGAGUGUUAUCGAGCACAAUGUCAGCCUUGUCAGUUGUCCCAACGAAAGAAUUGUGGGCGUCGCUGGACAUUGCCCACAAGAUUACAUGAAGUGGUCCCAAAAGUUGGUUAUCCUCUUCGGAACAGCAUGCAGAGUCCUGAACACUGUCGGCAACAACCAUAACAUUCCAGAUGAUGCAUACAGUAGACCUCUUUCUCCUGCUGCUGGAGUCCUUCGCGAUCUCAUCAAAUGGCAGAAGGAACUUCCUUCCCAUUUACGAUUAGAUGUUACUGAUUCUCUCGCGCCAUCUUCACGGAGACCCAUCCUCCUAUUACAUGCUCAAUUCCAUUAUACCGUGUUACUCAUGUCGAGAUCAACUCUACUUCGGCGUGCCACAGUCCUGUCAACCAACAUCGAUGACCCUCCGUCGGAGGCAUUACUUGUCAUUUCCAAGACCUGCAUCGAUUCCGGUCGAGCGCUAGGCCGACUUCUACUGAAGCUGGAUUCAAUCAAUAAAUUCAACGCCUUUACUUGGUGGGAUAUUUUCUACACCGUUGCAUCCGCGUUGAUCCUCGUUUUGGACAUCAGUUGCUCUGCGAAGCAGAAUCGCUUGUCCUCUGGGGCAGCAUCCAAAGACAUUCUGCAAAAACUAGCAUGUCUAAUGUCAAGGCAGCUUCGGGACUGGAAUGUUCCGGGCUCGAUGGCGAAAUGGGCAACUAUUGUAGUCGACGUGAAUGCGACUGCUGAAGAGCUGAUGACUACGCCUACAAUGCAACGUAGCGCUCGUCUCCAGGAUGUUCUAGCACCUGCAGCUAUAGGAUCAAUUGAACCUAUUCAACAUAUACCCCAACACGAAUCAGAUCAAACGAUUGGCAUCAAUGAUACAGGUCUCGCGAUUCCGUUUCCGUACUCAAGUCCCACUGAUGGAUUCUCGUACGAGACUCCCGCUCCAGGCCGAGAAGAGGCUCAACAAUUCUGGGCUGAACUAUCUUUUAUGGACGAUCUCAAUGAGCAAUCACAAGAUUGGAGUUGGGAUGACAUUGAUGCGAUUCUCAGAGGAUCUGAGCAACAGAAUGACACGCGGCGCCAUAUACCUUGACCAAUAUGAAUAUGAAUCAUUUCCUGGUCCAACCCUUAUAUCUUAUCCGCUACUUUGAUUUUACUUCACUUGACUCUCGUUAGAUCCUCAGAGAACCGCAUCAGAGGUUUCUUAUAUUUGUAGCGCGACUGGUAUGGAAACCAUGAGUCUGCUUUCACUGCUCCGUCGUAUACCAUCUUGUCUUGUCAAAAUACAUGUUUGUAGUCUUUCUGAACAUCCAACGCUUCACCAGGCGCAAGUGCAGCUGGUUUCCCAUCUAUUCUUUGGUUGUGUGGUUAAGAUGUACAUCACAAACAACAUCAAUGGAAAGCUGAAGACAGUGGUUCCAGGUCCUACGCUAAAUCCGACAGGAUACUUUAGUGCCUGCCUAGUAAUGAAAAUAUCAGAGGAGACAAAGUUGGCACAGUUCCCAACCCAAGCUAUAUAGCAGUACCAAAUGAUUUAUGCGCAUGUCCUCUGAGGUUCGUAGUCAGUAG
Mollisia scopiformis is the source of this 2871-nucleotide messenger RNA. RefSeq lists its product as uncharacterized. Gene Ontology annotation, molecular function: DNA binding; zinc ion binding; DNA-binding transcription factor activity, RNA polymerase II-specific. Gene Ontology annotation, biological process: DNA-templated transcription; regulation of DNA-templated transcription. The record is from RefSeq and is a predicted model, not a curated record. The coding region runs from base 176 to 2395 and encodes 739 amino acids. The transcript has a single exon. NCBI's taxonomy places the organism in Eukaryota, Fungi, Ascomycota, Leotiomycetes, Helotiales, Mollisiaceae.